Molecule: messenger RNA, 1688 nt
Organism: Vitis riparia (riverbank grape)
Lineage: Eukaryota; Viridiplantae; Streptophyta; Magnoliopsida; Vitales; Vitaceae
Product: vicilin-like antimicrobial peptides 2-2
Source: RefSeq, a predicted model, not a curated record
AUGGUGAUCAACAACGCUAAAUUUCCUUUCGCCUUCUUCUUGUGUUGUACUUUCUGUUUGUGGGUGGCUCUCUCUCUAGUUGCAGCCCAGGAAGACCCUGAGCUCCAGCAGUGCAAGCACCAGUGCCGGGUCCAGCAGCAAGUGAGCGAGCGCCAGAGUGGAGAGUGCGAGCAUAAGUGCGAGGAUUACUACAGAGAGCACCACGGGCCUGUCGUGGAUCCCGAGAAGCAGCUCCACCAAUGCCGCAAGCAGUGUGAGCUGCUGCAACCAGGGAGGCAGAGAGAGCAGUGCCACCAAGAAUGCCAGGAGAAGUAUGACCAGCAACAGCUAGAGGAAGGAGGAGAGGAGGAAGAAGAAAACAACCCUUAUGUGUUCCAGGACCAACAUUUUGCUUUCCUCCGGACCAACCAAGGCGAAGUGAAAAUCCUAGAGAUGUUCGACCGAAGGUCCCGCCUCCUCCGCGGCCUCAAGAACUACCGUUUCAUAUGCCUUGAAGCCAACCCUCAAACCUUCGUGGUUCCAACCCACUAUGAUGCCGAGAUCGUCGGCUUCGUCUGCUCAGGGCAAGGAACCAUCACAAUGGUGUGCCAAGGUAAGAGGAGAAGCUUUCGUAUCAGAACAGGAGAUAUAGUGAGGAUUCCCGCAGGGAUUACCUUCACCUGAUCAACUCACAAAAAUCAGAAACUGAGAAUCGCCUACUUUUUGCUACCUGUUGUCAUUCCUGGCAGAUUCGAGCCAUUUCAUGGCGCAGCUGGUGAGAACCCACAAUCAUUUUACAGGGCAUUCAGCCCUAAGUUACUCUCCUCUGCUUUUAAGGUUGAAGAAGGAACACUGGAGAGGGUGUUUCAGCAACAGACGAAAGGACACUUCAUCAAAGCAUCAGGAGAGCAGAUUCAGGCCUUGAGCGGCGGCCAGCAUGGGGAAGCAGCUGGGAUCUGGCCCUUCACCUCAGGGGAAUCCAAGCGGCCGGUAUUCAAUCUUCUGAACAAGGAACCCUCCGUUUGUAACAAUUAUGGACGACUCCAUGAGGCAGACGCGGAAGACUUCAGGCAGCUGAAAGAUAUGGACAUUGAAAUCUCUUAUGCUAACAUCACCCAAGAAGGAAUGAUGGGUCCGUUCUUUAACUCAAGGUCAACAAUGGUGGCUGCAGUGCUCGAAGGAGAAGGGUACUUGGAGAUGAUAUGUCCUCACCUCUCUGGAGAGAAGCAGCAGCAACAGGGGGCCAGUCCCAUUUACCAGAAAGUAAGCUCAUCUUUGCGCCGUGGUACACUCUUCGUCGUCCCGACAGGCCACCCCAUUGCCAUCGUCGCCGGAACCAGCCGGAAUUUGGAGAUUGUGUGCUUUGGCAUCAACGCUGAAAACAACCGGAGAGAACCUCUUGCAGGGAAAGGCAACGUUGUGAACGGACUGGAAAAAGAGGCGAAGGAGCUGGCCUUUGCCCUCCCAGCAAGAGAGGUGGAUAAGGUAUUCAGGAAGCAGAAAGAGGAGUUGUUCUUCCCAGGGCCACAACUGCAAAAACAGCAACACCAUCAUCAUCAUAAGGGCCAUGCCUAUGCAUGAUCAGAGGAAGAUUGAUGAUGAAGCAGGGCUUUAGCUGAGAGGGUAUUGCGGAGGAAUUUGCUUAAUUCCACCUUACCAUGUCUUUGUGUAUUGAGACAGAGCGUUAACGUUAGCUGCUCUAGUGUGUA